Molecule: messenger RNA, 2967 nt
Organism: Oldenlandia corymbosa var. corymbosa
Lineage: Eukaryota; Viridiplantae; Streptophyta; Magnoliopsida; Gentianales; Rubiaceae
Source: the annotation of a GenBank genome assembly
UAUUUUUUGGGGAACAGAGGUAGUAUUUACCAUGUUUUUGAAUUUUGUGUUCAUCAAGUCGAAUUCAUUAGUACCGACUUUGAUCCUAUUUAUAAAUGCAUAUAUUAUUGAACAUAAUGUUUAAUAGGAUUAGAGGAACAAAUGAAAGGGAGAUAGUGAGGCGUGUGGAGUGGGGACGAGUUCAAUGCAGUAGAGAUUUGGAGAAGCAGCAGACAAAGGGAGGAUGGAAAGAGUCAUUCAAGCAAUAAUUCCCGCAUUCUUCGAUCCUUCCUUUCCUCCCACUCCCAUUUGUCACCUUUUCACAUACCAAAAAUACUUCUAAAUUAUUGCAUUUUUUUCCCCUCCUUUAUAUAUUUUUUCCUCUUAUUAUUAGUUUAAUCGCCUAUCCUGUUGAAAAAUGGACCCUUUUUGAAAAUCAAUAUUAAAUGUAACAGACAUAUAUAUCGUGACAUUCCAUUUCCUUUUCUAUUGGCCAGAAGGAAUGAAGGAAAUAAGGAAAGAAGAAGACGACCUGUUGGUUCAAUCUUCAAAUUGGCUACCACUCGUUUAUCUCUCCCCGAGAUGGAUCUUUUUUUGAAUUUCUCCAUUUUUGGUUGAUCAAUACCAUCUGGGAUUGUUUCCCCCUUCCCCACCAAAUUAUCAUUUCUUUCUCUCUUGAUUCUUCUUCCCCCAAAUUUCUUCCAUAGGAGAAGAAAACUCUGUUUUUUUUUUUUUUCUCGCACAGAUCAUCAUCAACUGCUAUUUUGCAAUAAUGGUAGCUGGCGGUAGUUUUUCGCUGUUUGAUCGAGUUAGGAUUAUUGGGUCCUCCUUCUCCUCUGUUUUUUUUUUUUUUUUUGUAAUUGCAGAUUACCUUCAUUGAUGAAUUUCAUUGCUUUCUAGUUUACCUUUUUCGGUUUCGUUUUUGUGUUUCUUAAACUCUACGAUUCUUUUUUAUUCCAUUUUCUAGGAGCCCUGUCCGCGUUUUAAUAAUUCCCCGCACUUUCGCCUGCUGCAAAUUUUUAAUUUUUUUUGGAAUAAUCUUUUACCCAAUUCUUUACCAAAUUCCGCUACAAAUCCAGCUCAUUCAUUGGGGAAUGUUCUUCUAAUCCAUUCCCCAAUCCAAUCCAAUCCAACACCUCCAUAUUUUUAUCGAAGUUAGCAUCUUUUUUUUAUUUUCAAAACCCAGAUUUUAGUUUUUUUUGUUUCUGAAUUAAGGAUUACAACUCACAUCUUAUUAGGAUUGGUGGACAGAUAGAUACUGUUUAGUCCCGGUGGUUUCACACCUUUGAUAAAAAAAUAAAAAAAAAAAGAGAAGAAAAUAAUGGGGUGUGCGACAUCAAAGCCAAAAGUAUGCCAGAAAUGCCACGAAUCUUACUCGCCGGUGCGCCGGAGUUAUUCAUUGCACGCGUACCACCCGCCGGAGAAGGAUGGGGAUAGCUAUCAUCUGGUGGCGCUGACAUCCUCCACAUUGGGGUCAUUAAAGCUUGAUUUGUUGGAUCAUAAGAAUUAUCAUCCAAUCAAAGAAGAAAAAGGAGACAGGGGAGAUGAACAACAACACAGAGGAGGCCAUCAUCAUCAUAACCUUGCUGAUGUAAAAUUAAGGAAAGAAGAAUUUGCAAUGGGCGUGGUUGAGGCCAAGAGUUGGUCCAGAAUGAUCGAUGAAAAGAUCCCGAAAAUUGUUCCCAGAACGCCGGUCAGAACGCCUCCAGGUGAGCCUGAAACUAUCAAUGCUUGGGAAUUAAUGGAAGGGCUUGAAGAUACUAGUCCUUUAAAGCCUCCUCCUUUUCAUCAUAUUCGCAGCUUUUCUUUUCAUCUGGGUUCCGAUCAGAUGGGCCAUUUCACCGCCGAUGAUCAGCCGACACCCAGAGUUCAAGAAAACGGCGAAUCAACUACUACAUUGCAGAAGCCAAUUUGGUUAGACUUGGCCGAAAAUGAAUCCAAUUGUAAUUCCAAUGACACAUCCAUUGUUUCCGAAUUCGAUCCUGAAGUUAUUUCCACGUUUAGGAAAGCACUCGAGGAGCUUCCUCCGGCGAACCCUUUUCAUCUCAAGCCGUUGGCCGGCGAAAAUGGGCAGGCUUUGGUCGGCAAAGGUCCCGCCUUGGAAGCACCGGAGGAUCAUCUUGUAGAUGUAGAAAAUAAGGAAGUGAAAGGCUCGGCAGCAGAUACGACAAGAGGAAAAGACAGAUUAAUCGUGUAUUUUACAAGCCUCAGGGGAGUUAGAAAAACCUACGAGGAUUGCUGUUCUGUUAGAGUAAUCUUAAAAGGGUUAGGCGUUAAGGUUGAUGAAAGGGAUGUAUCAAUGCAUUCAGGAUUCAAGGAAGAAUUGAAAGAAUUAUUAGGUGAAGGUUGGCCUAGUAGUAAAGGUGGAUUACCAAAGGUGUUCAUCGGGAAGAAAUUCUUAGGUGGGGUGGACGAGAUCAAGAAAUUGAACGAGGAUGGACAGCUUGAGAAGGUUGUUGAAGGCUGUGAAGCGGUGGAUGACGGCGGCGGUGGCGGCGGCGGCGGCGUCGGAAAUGUUGUUAGUCCAUGUCAGGCAUGUGGGGACGUUAGGUUUGUGCCUUGUGAAACGUGUUCCGGGAGUUGUAAAGUAUACUAUGAAGGUGAUUAUGACAAUGACGACGAUGAACAAGAGUGUGAGGAUGCUGAAUUUGGUUUCCAAAGAUGCCCGGAUUGCAAUGAAAAUGGCCUAAUUAGAUGUCCAAUUUGUUGUGAUUAAAACUUUGAUCAAUGGUUUUUGUUUUGCUUCUUGUUAUGUUUGUUGUACAGUGAGAAAGAAUUGAAUGAUUAGUACAGUUUUAAGAAAAGGUUAUUUUUCUUGAUAGAUUGUUACUCAAAAAAGAAAUGGUGAUUUUUUUUGUUUUCCAGAUUGUGUUUUUGAGUUAUUGAGAUGAUGAUGCACUUUCCAACUCCACUACUACACAUGUGUGGGUGUAUGUGAUGAGUGCCAGUUAAAAUGCGAGAACCUAAUUUGUAUUCUUUUCUUGCUCC